AUGCGAUACUCCACCCUGCUCCCGGCUCUGUUAGCCAUACGCUCAACUCUAGCAAGACCAAGCCAACCCGAGAUCGCCAACACCACAACCCUUCCCACUCAUUUCGGUCUACUCACAUUCCCACACUUCCAAGCUCUCGACAUCUUCGGCCCCAUGGACGUCCUUAACUCACUCUUCAUGUACUACCGAAACACAUCCAUUGUGCCGCAGUUUACAGUCUUCAGCAAGACCAUGGAUCCGGUGACAUCGGCCAUGACGGAUGGAGGCUUUGGCCAGGAAAUUGUGUCCACUAUGACAUUCUCGGACUAUCUUAACAAGCAAAACGACAUUGGUGGUGGCGCCGUACCGUCCACGUCAGACAAGGGCGCAAUCGAUGUCCUCUUCGUCCCCGGCGGAGGAGGGACUCGUAGAGACAUGACUGAGGAGAUCAACUUCGUCAAAGCCACUUACCCAAACCUCAAAUACAUCGUCUCCGUCUGCACCGGCGCAACAAUCCUCUCUCGCGCAGGCAUUCUUGAUGGCCGCAAGGCAACCACGAACAAGGCUGCCUGGCCCUGGGCUACAUCGACCGGUCCCAACGUAGACUGGGUACCGACUGCGCGAUGGGUCGAAGACGGCAAUAUUAUCUCGACCAGUGGAGUUUCUGCAGGUAUCGAUGGAACGUAUGCGUUUGUCAGUCGGGUGUACGGGGAGGAGGUGGCGCAUUUCCUGAGUUUGGCUUUGGAGUAUAACCGUGAGACGGAUGCGCAUCAUGAUCCUUUCGGCAAGAUUUGGGACGUUCCGGGUGCUACUUAG
Molecule: messenger RNA, 795 nt
Organism: Alternaria hordeiaustralica
Lineage: Eukaryota; Fungi; Ascomycota; Dothideomycetes; Pleosporales; Pleosporaceae
Exons: 3
Coding region: 1-795 (264 amino acids)
Source: RefSeq, a predicted model, not a curated record